AUGUCACCAGUGAGUGAGAAUAAACUAAAAGAAUUCAGUCAGGCGUUGAAAAAACUUCACACAGAAUUUCAAACUAGGUUUCAAGAUUUUAAGAACAUUCAAUCAUCACUAGAUGUUUUCUCGAUGCCGUUUAAUGUAGACCCUGAAAAUGUAUCUGCAGAAUUGCAGUUGGAAAUUAUUGAAAUGCAGUGCAGUACCCAUUUGAAGCAAUUGUUUUUGAAUUCCACAAAACUAGAUUUUUAUAGAGCACUUCCGAAAGCUGAAUUCCCAAAGAUAAUUGCUCACGCCCAGAAAAUUAUGACGAUGUUUGCGUCGUCUUAUGUGUGCGAACAGACUUUUUUGACCAUGAAAUUGCGGAAAAACUCAAUCAGAAACCGAUUGACUGAUGAACACCUUUUCACACUGUUGAAAGUUGCUUCGUCACAGAUGGAACCUGCUUUCGAAAAUAUUAUGGAAGAUCAAAAACAAUUCCAUAAUAUGUCUCACACGCCACCAUGGUUGGGCCUUUGA
Messenger RNA from Macrosiphum euphorbiae (potato aphid), 510 nucleotides. NCBI's taxonomy places the organism in Eukaryota, Metazoa, Arthropoda, Insecta, Hemiptera, Aphididae. The record is from the annotation of a GenBank genome assembly.